This is a messenger RNA of Spirodela intermedia, 2801 nucleotides long. Lineage: Eukaryota; Viridiplantae; Streptophyta; Magnoliopsida; Alismatales; Araceae. The record is from the annotation of a GenBank genome assembly.
AUGGUUGAGCCCCCUGCCCUUCUGCGCUCCUGUUCCAUGAGCCGCACGGUGGCCAUGCAGGUGCUCCUCUGCGGCUCCGUGGCGCAGCUCAGGCGGCGUCUCCGCCGGUUUCUGUGGAGCCUGAGAAGAACGGUCCUCCAGGUGGUGUCUCUUCUCAGACCGAAGGGCACAACCGGGAUGCUGACAAUGGCGGCGCUCAUAGCGUUGGUGUUUCGCCGUGGCCCCGGUGUCCGAUGGAUAGCUCGGUCGCAGUACCGGCGCCGAUUCUGGCUGGACAUGAUGCGGUGCGCCCUGACGUACGAGGACUGGGCUCACGCCGCCAGGAUGCUUGACAAGGAGAUGCCCAGGUCGGGAGACACAGGGCUCUACGACGAGGAGCUGAUAAAGAGCAAGUUAUUGGAGCUUCAGCACCGCCGGCGGGAGGGCUCGCUGAAAGACAUGGUCUUCUUCAUGAGGACGGACCUACUGCGCAACCUCGGCAAUAUGUGCAACCCCAGGCUCCACAAUGGCAGACUCCAGGUAACACGGGAAACACCUCGUUAGUCUCCGUCGACAGCGAUACUGACCUAGAUAGAAAUCCGGCGCAGUUGCGCGAAAGAACCGUCUCUUCCAUUAUCUGGGCCAGAUUCUUUCCGCUCGCAUUAUGAUGGACACACUUUAUUGAAGAGUGAAUAAACAAACAAUACAUCUUUAUAUAUACGUUUUAGGUGCCGAAGCUCAUCAACGACUACAUCGAGGAGGUCUCCACUCAGCUGAAGAUGAUCUGCGAGUCCAGGUCUGGUGAGCUCGAUCUGGAGGAGAGGCUCGCCUUCGUGCACGAGACGAGGCACGCCUUCGGCCGCACAGCGCUGCUCCUAAGCGGCGGCGCGACGCUGGCGGCCUUCCACCUUGGCGUGGUGAAGGUCCUGGUCGAUAACAAGCUGCUCCCGAGGGUCCUCGCUGGGGCCAGCGCCGGCUCCAUCAUCUGUGCCAUCAUCGCCACCAGGUCCCGGUCGGAGAUCGAGAGCUUCUUUGAGAACUCCCUCCAGACCAUCAGGUUCUUCGACCGGAUGGGCGGGGUUCUUGCCGUGAUGCGGCGGGUGGUGCGGCAGGGAGCCAUCCACGAGAUCCGCCAGCUGCAGCGCCUGAUGAUGGACGUGACCAGAAACAUGACCUUCCAGGAGGCCUUCGACCGUACCGGCCGGGUCCUCGGUGUCACCGUUUGCUCGCCGAGGAAGAACGAGCCCCCCCGGUGUCUCAAUUACCUCACCUCCCCCAACGUCCUCAUAUGGAGCGCGGUCACCGCCUCUUGUGCCUUCCCCGGUCUGUUCGAGGCUCAGGAGUUGAUGGCCAAGGACAGGUUCGGGAACGUCGUGCCCUACCACGCGCCAUUCUCCGGUAGCUCCGACAAGGUGGCAGCGGCGCCGUCUGCUCGGCGGUGGAGGGACGGCACCCUGGAGAGCGACCUACCCAUGAUGCAGCUCAAGGAGCUCUUCAACGUCAACCACUUCAUCGUCAGCCAGGCGAACCCUCACAUCGCUCCGUGGCUGCGGGUUAAGGAGAUUGUCAGGGCCUACGCGGGCGAUUUCUCCGGCAAGGUAAUAACAUACUAGAUGAUUACCACAUUAAAGAUAUUAUCCUACUAUAUAUAUCUCUGGUCGUUAUUCCUCAACUUCUCCUGCAAUAAUGCUGUGCUUCGAUCGUCCUUCUCUGUAAACAGCUGGCGAACAUCUUCGAGAUGGAAGUGAAGCACAGGUUCAGCCAACUCCUUGAGCUUGGUUUCCCCCUUCGGGGAUUCGCCAAGCUGUUCACUCAGGACUGGGAGGGAGACAUCACCGUCGUCAUGCCGGCCACCCUUGCGCAGGUGGAGAUCCCAGAACUUAAAUCAAUCCAUUCUCUUCGUUCAGACUAUGCACUAUUCCAGAUGUUUGACGAUGUACUCGUUCGCAUCUCAUCAGUACUCCAAGCUCAUCGUGAAUCCGUCCUUCAUGGACCUGAAGAUGGCGCUGAACCAGGGGAGCAGAUGCACCUGGGAGAAGCUCUCCGCCAUCAAGGCCACCUGCGCCGUCGAGUUCGCCCUGGACGAGAGCGCCGUCCUCCUCAACCACAUGCACCGCCUCAAGAGCACCUCCGAGAGGUCCAUGGCGGUGGCGGUGGGGGUGGCGGCGGCCUCAGCCGGCACACCGACUGGAAGGCCUAGUAUCCACCGGCGCAUCCCCUCAUGGCACUACGUCUCCAAGCAGAAGAACCCCAACUUCCUCGAGGAGGACCUUCUCGCCGACUCUGGCAGGAAACCCAGCCCCCCCAGCCCAAAGGUCUGCAACAGUCCCCUAGGAGACGGAGAAGCCGACGAAGCGGAAGCGCCCACUUCGUGGACCAUACGCGGAGGACAACUGAGGAAGACGGCAUCGUCAAGGAGACUCGCCAACUUCGUGCAGAGCCUGGAUAUCGCCGCCGUGAAGGCCUCUCAGAAGUCAACCAUAGAAGCUGAAAUGCGGGAGCAGGAGAACAGGGUUCCUCAUACUCCCAACAGCAUCGUCAUCGCCGACGGCGACCUGCUCCAGCCGGAGAAGGUCCAGAACGGGUACGUCCUUAACGUGGUGAAGAAGGAAGACUAUGUCCUCACCCCCAAGACCGGCAACCCAGAAGAAUACCAUGUUCAGUACUCGGAGGCCGCCAUAGACAGCUCGAGCAGCUCCUGCUCUGGUUCUGAUAGCGGAGAAGACGACGAUGACGUCACUAAAACUGCCCUGGGACACCGCUACGAUGGCCGUGCCGCCUUCGCACGUACGCCGACCGGAGGAGAGACGCCGCUGUACUGA